GCCCCAGCUGUCCUACGAGCUUCCUGGAUCUGCCGAUGGCGCUCGGAGAUUUUGGUGCGGUUGCAAAGACCUCCACAGCUGAGGGCCGGUGGCCUAGUCUCUUGGACCCCAGUCCGGAUGACUGCAACUCUGAUCUUUGAGCCCAUGGGCCGCUGCGGCUGGGACGAGCCGGUGCGCAUCGUGGUGCGUGGGCUGGGACCGGGGCAGCCGGUCACACUGCGCUCGUCCCUGCGGGAUGAGAAGGGCGUGAUCUUCCGGGCCCACGCGCGCUACUGCGCGGACGGCGGCGGCGAGCUGGACCUGGCGCGCGCGCCCGCGCUGGGCGGCAGCUUCGUGGGCCUAGAGCCUAUGGGCCUCCUCUGGGCCCUGGAGCCAGAGAAGCCCUUGGUGCGGCUGGUGAAGCGGGACGUGCAGACGCCCUUUGCGGUGGAACUGGAGGUGCUCGAGGGCCACGAGCCCGAGCCACGGCGGGUCCUAGGCCGGGCGGUGCACGAGCGCCACUUCCUGGGGCCGGGAGUGCGGAGGGAACCAGUGCGUACAGGCCGGGUGCGCGCCACGCUCUUCCUGCCGCCAAAACCUGGACCCUUUCCUGGAGUCGUGGACAUUUAUGGAGCUGGCGGUGGCCUUCUGGAGUACCGAGCUAGUCUGCUGGCUGGGAAGGGUUUUGCUGUGAUGGCUCUGGCUUAUUAUAACUAUGAAGACCUCCCCAAGGGCAUAGAGACCCUCCACCUGGAGUACUUUGAAGAAGCUGUGAACUACCUGCUCAAUCACCCUGAGGUAAAAGGUCCAGGAGUUGGGCUGCUUGGAAUUUCUAAAGGGGGUGAGCUCUGUCUCUCCAUGGCCUCGUUCUUGAAGGGCAUCACAGCUGCCACCAUAAUCAAUGGCUCUGUGGCCAAUGUUGGGGGAGUUUUACACUAUAAAGAUGAGAGCCUGCCCCCUGUGGGCGUCAACCGAAAUCGAAUCAAGAUGACCAGAGAUGGCCUUGCAGACAUCAUGGAUGCCCUCAACAGCCCUUUGGAAGGACCUGACCAGAAGAGCUUCAUUCCUGUGGAAAGGGCUAAGUGCACCUUCCUGUUCCUUGUUGGUCUGGAUGAUCACAACUGGAAGAGUGAGUUCCAUGCUACUGAGGCCUCUAACCGCUUACAGGCCCAUGGUAAAGAAAAGCCACAGAUCAUCUGUUACCCAGGGGCCGGGCACUACAUUGAGCCUCCUUACUUCCCCAUGUGCCGGGCUUCCCUGCACACCUUGGUGGGCAGUCCUGUUAUCUGGGGAGGGGAGUCCAGGGCUCAUGCCAUGGCCCAGGUAGAUGCUUGGAAGCAACUCCAGACUUUCUUCCACAAACACUUAGGUGGUAAAGAGUAA
Molecule: messenger RNA, 1362 nt
Organism: Orycteropus afer afer
Lineage: Eukaryota; Metazoa; Chordata; Mammalia; Tubulidentata; Orycteropodidae
Product: acyl-coenzyme A thioesterase 1-like
Biological process (GO): fatty acid metabolic process; acyl-CoA metabolic process
Molecular function (GO): fatty acyl-CoA hydrolase activity
Source: RefSeq, a predicted model, not a curated record